This is a messenger RNA of Notolabrus celidotus (New Zealand spotty), 1287 nucleotides long. RefSeq names its product ubiquitin conjugating enzyme E2 A, like (gene ube2al). The coding region runs from base 162 to 620 and encodes 152 amino acids. Gene Ontology annotation, cellular component: HULC complex. The transcript has 6 exons. Gene Ontology annotation, biological process: DNA repair; proteasome-mediated ubiquitin-dependent protein catabolic process; protein polyubiquitination. Lineage: Eukaryota; Metazoa; Chordata; Actinopteri; Labriformes; Labridae. The record is from RefSeq and is a predicted model, not a curated record. Gene Ontology annotation, molecular function: ubiquitin conjugating enzyme activity.
CAGAGAGUCAGGAUUAUCGAGAGAACGACGGGAGGCGGAGGGUAACCGUGACCAGAGUAACUGAGGGUGUAAAAUAACCAUUUAAAUCAACACAACCAUUUUAUUUAAUCACCUCAAGUCAACUUAUCGGUGUCUCCAACACGCGUCCCACUAGUUAAACCAUGUCCACCCCGGCUAGAAGAAGACUUAUGAGAGAUUUUAAACGGCUACAAGAGGACCCUCCAGCUGGUGUCAGUGGUGCCCCGUCUGAGAACAACAUCAUGGUGUGGAAUGCGGUCAUAUUUGGCCCUGAAGGAACUCCUUUUGAGGAUGGUACAUUUAAACUCAUUGUAGAGUUCACAGAAGAAUACCCCAACAAACCCCCUACAGUUCGAUUUGUGUCGAAGAUGUUUCAUCCAAAUGUCUAUGCAGAUGGUAGUAUAUGUUUGGACAUCCUACAGAACCGUUGGAGUCCCACCUAUGAUGUGUCCUCUAUUCUUACAUCUAUCCAGUCCCUGCUUGAUGAGCCAAACCCCAACAGUCCAGCCAACAGUCAGGCAGCUCAGCUGUACCAGGAGAACAAGCGGGAGUAUGAGAAACGUGUGUCCGCCAUCGUAGAACAAAGCUGGAGAGACAGUUGACCUGACAAUCCUGCUCGCUUCUCUCUUCAUUGUCAAGCUGUGUGUGCUGCAAGUUUUAGUGGAGUACCUCUUAAUUUUUGGGCCCCCCCCACCUUUUUGAUUUUAAGCUUUUAUGCACUUUACCUUCAACAUCCCUUCAUAGAAUGUUUUCUUUUUGCCCGCCAAGAGGGAUUUAUUUUUUCUAUUCUACCCCCCCUUUUCCAUUUCAGGGGAAAUGUGCUGAAUCUUGCCUUGUUGUUUUGUCAGUAUGGACUUGUGGGCCGUUACCCAAAAAUUCUGGUGUGUUCUAACUUGCUGUAGUAUCUCCCCAUGACUAAUUAUGUGAAAUGUCUUGGAGGGUGUAUCAAUUGAGUCAUGAUUCCUCAUCUGUUGUGCUCCUGAUCCCCUCCAUCAGUUUGUCUGGGCUCUCCAUCAUCCCACCUUUUCUGUGGAGAACGAGCAGCCCGAGCAUCACAGACUUUUACUAAAUCUGACAUCUCUACACCGUGUGUCUUGCUGUGUUGUGAACUCUGUUACAUGCAUGACAGAAAGAGUGUAUUCACGUUCCUGUUCAGUACUCAUGUAUAUAAAAAACCUGCAACUGAAUUUAUGUACAGAUUUUGCACUGGUUGUCUCCCAUGUCAUUUUUUUCAGCACUUGUAAAUAAAAAAGGCAAAGUCAUCCUUCA